Molecule: messenger RNA, 3691 nt
Organism: Choloepus didactylus (southern two-toed sloth)
Lineage: Eukaryota; Metazoa; Chordata; Mammalia; Pilosa; Megalonychidae
Gene: CD163
Product: CD163 molecule
Exons: 17
Coding region: 98-3442 (1114 amino acids)
Cellular component (GO): membrane
Source: RefSeq, a predicted model, not a curated record
UUUCAGAACUCUUUGAGUUCCUCUCCUUUUGGAAAGAAAAUUUCCAGCCAAAAAAAUACAGCAAGAUUUGGGAAUCACUGAAAUCAUAAACAUUGGAAUGGACAAACCCAGAAUGGUGCUACAUGAAGACUCCGGAUUUUCUGACUUUAGAAGACGUUUUGUCCAUUUGAGUCCUUUCACUAUUGUUAUGGUCUUACUUCUCAGUGACUGUUCCGUCACUGGUUCUCUUGGAGGAACAGACAAGGAGCUGAGGCUUGUGGCUGGUGAAAACAGGUGUACUGGGAGAGUGGAGGUGAAAUUCCAGGAAGAGUGGGGAACAGUGUGCAAUAACGGUUGGGACAUGGGUGAGGUCUCUGUGAUUUGUAGACAGCUGGGAUGUCCAACUGCUAUCAUGUCCACUGGAUGGGCUAAUUUCAGUGCAGGUUCUGGAACAAUUUGGAUGGAUCAUGUUUCUUGUCAAGGCAAUGAAUCAGCUCUCUGGAAUUGCAAACAUGAUGGAUGGAAAAAGCAAAACUGUACUCACCAACAGGAUGCUGGAGUGACCUGCUCAGAUGGAUCUGAUUUGGAAAUAAGGCUGAUGAACGGAGGAAACCGUUGUUUAGGAAGAAUAGAGGUCAAAUUCCAAGGGCAGUGGGGAACAGUGUGUGAUGACAAUUUCAACAUAGAUCAUGCUUCUGUGGUUUGUAAGCAACUUGAAUGUGGAAGUGCUGUCAGUUUCUCUGGUUCAGCUACUUUUGGAGAAGGAUCUGGACCAAUAUGGUUUGAUGAUCUUGUAUGCAAUGGAAAUGAGUCAGCUCUCUGGAACUGCAAGCAUGAAGUAUGGGGAAAGCAUAAUUGUGAUCAUGCUGAGGAUGUUGGAGUGAUUUGCUUAGAGGGAGCAGAUAUAAGCCUGAGACUUGCAGAUGGAGUCAGUGCAUGUUCAGGAAGAUUAGAAGUGAAAUUCCAAGAAGAAUGGGGGACAGUGUGUGACGAUAGCUGGGACAGUAAUGAUGCCGCUGUGGCAUGUAGGCAACUGGGAUGUCCAACGACCAUCACUGCGAUUGGACGAGUUAACGCCAGCGAGGGAUCUGGACACAUUUGGCUUGACAGUGUUUCCUGCAAAGGGCACGAAUCUGCUCUCUGGCAGUGUAAACACAGCGAAUGGGGAAAGCAUUAUUGCAAUCAUAAUGAAGAUGCUGGUGUGACAUGUUCUGAUGGAUCAGACAUAGAGCUGAGACUUAUAGGUGGAGGCAGCCGCUGUGCUGGGACAGUAGAAGUGGAAAUUCAGAAACUGUUAGGGAAGGUGUGUAACAGAGGCUGGGGACUGCGAGACGCUGAUGUGGUUUGCAGGCAGCUGGGGUGUGGAUCAGCACUCAGAACAUCCUAUCAAGCUUAUUCCAAAAUUAAGGCAACAAACACAUAUCUGUUUGUAAGCAGCUGUAAUGGAAAUGAAACUUCCCUCUGGGACUGCAAGAAUUGGCAAUGGGGUGGACUUAGCUGUGAUCACUAUGAAGAAGCCAAAAUUACCUGCUCAGCCCACAGGGAACCCAGACUGGUUGGAGGGGACAUCCCCUGCUCUGGACGUGUUGAAGUGAAACAUGGAGACACAUGGGGCUCUGUCUGUGAUUCUGACUUCUCUCUCGAAGCUGCCAAUGUACUGUGCAGAGAAUUACAAUGUGGCACAGCUGUCUCUAUCCUUGGGGGAGCUCACUUUGGAGAAGGAAAUGGACAGGUCUGGACUGAAGAGUUCCAGUGUGAGGGGAACGAGUCCCAUCUGUCACUCUGCCCAGUAGCACCCCGCCCAGAUGGGACAUGUAGCCACAGCAGGGAUGUCGGAGUGGUCUGCUCAAGAUACACAGAAAUCCACUUGGUGAAUGGCAAGACCUCAUGUGAGGGAAGAGUGGAGAUCAAAGUGCUUGGGUCCUGGGGGUCCCUCUGCAACUUUCGCUGGGACAUGGAAGAUGCCCACGUCCUUUGCCAGCAGCUUCAAUGUGGAGUUGCCCUUUCUACCCCAGGAGGGGCGCAUUUUGGGAAAGGAAGCGGUCAGGUCUGGAGGCACGUCUUUCACUGCACUGGAACUGAGAAGCACAUGGGAGAUUGUCCCGUAACUGCUCUAGGCACAUCACAGUGUUCCAUAGGGCAAGUGGCCUCUGUAAUCUGCUCAGGAAACCAGACCCAGACGCUACCCCCAUGCAAUUCAUCUUCAGAUCCAACAAGCUCUACUGUUCCAGAAGAAAGUACUGUUGCCUGCAUAGAGAGUGGUCAGCUCCGCCUGGUAAAUGGAGGAGGCCGCUGUGCCGGGAGAGUUGAGAUCUAUCAUGAGGGCUCCUGGGGCACCAUUUGUGAUGACAGCUGGGACCUGAGCGAUGCCCAUGUGGUGUGCAGACAGCUGGGCUGUGGAGUGGCCAUUAAUGCCACUGCUUCUGCUUAUUUUGGGGAAGGUACAGGGCCCAUCUUGCUGGAUGAACUGGACUGCAAUGGAAAAGAAUCUCAUCUUUGGCAGUGCCAUUCCCAUGGUUGGGGACGGCAUAACUGUAGGCAUAAAGAGGAUGCAGGAGUUGUCUGCUCAGAGUUCAUGUCUCUGAGACUGACCGGUGAAAGCAGCAGAGAGACCUGUGCAGGGCGUCUGGAAGUUUUUUACAGUGGAGCUUGGGGCAGCGUUGGCAGGAGUAACAUGUCUGCCACCACUGUGGGGGUGGUAUGCAGACAGCUGGGCUGUGCAGACAAAGGGAGCAUCACUCCUGCACCUUCAGACAAGAUAACGCCCAGGCCCAUGUGGGUGGACAACGUUCAGUGUCCAAAAGGACCUGACACGCUAUGGCAGUGCAUGUCUUCUCCAUGGAAGCAGAGAUGGGCCAGCCCCUCAGAGGAGACCUGGAUCACAUGUGCUGACAAGAUAAGACUUCAAGAGGGAACCACGAGUUGUUCUGGCCGUGUGGAGGUCUGGCAUGAGGGCUCCUGGGGCACGGUGUGUGACGACUCCUGGGACCGGGCAGAUGCUGAGGUGGUGUGUCAGCAGCUGGGCUGUGGCUCUGCUUUGGAAGCACUAAAAGAAGCGGCAUUUGGUCAGGGGACUGGGCCCAUAUGGCUCAAUGAAGUGAUGUGCAAAGGGAAUGAAUCUUCCUUGUGGGAUUGUCCUGCAAGACGCUGGGGGCGCAGCGACUGUGGGCACAAGGAGGAUGCUGGUGUGAGGUGUUCAGGAAAUGCAGCAACCAAAGAAUCAUCAAAUGCCACAGGUCACUCAUCCCUUGUUGCACUCGGGAUCUUUGCGGUUAUUCUGUUGGCCCUCAUCAUUGCAUUCCUUUUAUGGACACAGAAGAGAAGACAAAGACAGCAGUUUACAGUUUCCUCAAGAGGAGAGAACACUCUCCACAAUGUUCAAUACCGGGAGAUGAAUUCUUCCCUAAAGGCAGAUGAUCUGGACAUGCUGAACCCCUCAGGAGACUGUUCUGAGGCACACUGAAAACGAAAAUGGGAAUUUAUAACCCAGUGAGUUCGGCCUUUAAACACCAUGAUGAAAACCUGGUCUAUUGAAUGGAGCAAAAACCCACCAAGUUCACGCGAGAUUACAAUUGUGUUUCCAUGGAGCUCUUUGUUUCCCAGUAUGCCAAGACUGCUGCUGAAAUUAUAAAAAUGAAGUUGGUGAAUGUGACUGCUAAUGUUUUAAAAAGGAUUUUCAAGGAACUAAAUAAAAUGAGUAUUGCUGAUGUGA